AUGAAGAUCCUCUUCUUCUUAACGUUAUUUGGCCUUGCUGGCUACUGGAUGAAUCAAUUAAUGUACACCUGGUUGCCAAAGAACUACAUCUUUGACCCAGUGACUUUAAACGAGAUAUGUAACAAAGUCAUUUCCAGACACAACACCACAGAUGAAGUUACUGCUGUGCCAUUGUUCACCGAUCUACGUGAUGAAUUGGCCGCAAGGUAUGGUGAAGAAUACAUUAACAAGUACGUUGACGAAGAAUGGGUUUUCAACAAUGCAGGCGGUGCCAUGGGCCAGAUGAUCAUCUUGCAUGCAUCCAUUUCCGAAUAUUUGAUUAUCUUUGGUACUGCGGUCGGAACCGAGGGCCACACUGGUGUGCACUUCGCAGAUGAUUACUUCACCAUCUUGCGUGGCCAGCAGACUGCAGCCCUGCCAUAUGCGACGAACCCCGAGGUCUACUUGCCUGGUAGUACUCACCACCUGCAGAAAGGGUACGCUAAGCAAUACAGCAUGCCUAGCGGCUCGUUUGCAUUGGAAUUGGCCCAAGGCUGGAUUCCAUGCAUGUUGCCUUUCGGUUUCUUGGACACCUUCUCUAGUACUCUCGAUCUCUACACUUUGUACAGAACCGUGUACCUCACUGGAAGAGACAUGAUCAAGAACUUGGUCCAAAACGGUAAGUUUUAG
This is a messenger RNA of Lachancea fermentati, 669 nucleotides long. The record is from the annotation of a GenBank genome assembly. Lineage: Eukaryota; Fungi; Ascomycota; Saccharomycetes; Saccharomycetales; Saccharomycetaceae.